AAACUUAGUUAAUAUUCAUAAGACGUCCCUUCGCCAUAGUAGGAUUCGUAAAUUCGCGCUCUGGCCACAGGUUGAAAUCCAGCUGCUUGCACGAGACCAUUGCAGCGCUACACGCACAGCACUUCCAACAUGGCUGGGAAGAUUCAGACUCUUUCUAUGGAGGAGAGGGAGCACCUCCUGCCCAUGAUGAGGAAUGCUCAGUGGGUGGAGGUGGUGGGGAGAGAUGCCAUUUACAAAGAGUUCCUCUUCAAAGACUUCAACCAGGCUUUUGGGUUCAUGUCCAGAGUAGCACUACAGGCUGAGAAAAUGGAUCAUCAUCCCGAAUGGUUUAACGUGUAUAAUAAGGUUCAAAUCACCCUCAGUACUCAUGAAUGUGGAGGACUCUCACAGCGUGACAUCACCCUCGCAACCUUCAUAGAUCAAGCCUCUGUCUUCUGAAUGGAUCCUCUCGCUUGACAGCUCGUCAAUCAACCCGUGUAGCCUGUAAAACUGGAUCAAAAAUAUUGUAAAACUUCAUGUACCAUAGUUAUCACCAUUUCAGUUUUGACUGUGUUGUCUGCCUGUUACACUUGAUCUUUUUCUUAAUAAGUAUUAAUAGUACAGUCAAGACAAAAUUCAUAUUUUAAAUCAUUUCACAUUCAUAGUACAUAAAAGUACUACAGAUCAGAGAUGAGAAUUGCAAGAACACUAAAGAGACCGGUGAAACACUAUUACAUUACUGUGUUCUAUGUCUUUUUUUAAACUAAAUGUACAGUGCCUUUAUUUGCAUUUGAUCCAACGAUGACAUAAUUAGUGCCUCAAUGAAUUGUAUUAAACUGAAUGUUUGUCAA
Molecule: messenger RNA, 830 nt
Organism: Megalobrama amblycephala (Wuchang bream)
Lineage: Eukaryota; Metazoa; Chordata; Actinopteri; Cypriniformes; Xenocyprididae
Gene: pcbd1
Product: pterin-4 alpha-carbinolamine dehydratase/dimerization cofactor of hepatocyte nuclear factor 1 alpha
Exons: 4
Coding region: 130-438 (102 amino acids)
Biological process (GO): tetrahydrobiopterin biosynthetic process
Molecular function (GO): 4-alpha-hydroxytetrahydrobiopterin dehydratase activity
Source: RefSeq, a predicted model, not a curated record